Messenger RNA from Notechis scutatus (mainland tiger snake), 498 nucleotides. The record is from RefSeq and is a predicted model, not a curated record. NCBI's taxonomy places the organism in Eukaryota, Metazoa, Chordata, Lepidosauria, Squamata, Elapidae.
AAAAGUCACAAGAGCAAGACUUGGGGACAGCUGGGAAGCACUGACUUGGAGAAUCUCUUGGGUGAGAAAAAGUGCUGGGAAAAAUCUCUAAUCCUCACCUGGGAAGCCUCCGCUCUGUCAAGACUUCACAACAGAGACUCUGCUGUGGUCUGAAUAAGAGCCUGAGCAGCUGGAAAUAUGUUUCCCCUUCCGCGCUUGUACCUCAAAAGCGAGCGGUAUGAACCAAUUCAAGCCAUUGUGAAAGAGAUUCAUGGAGAAGAGGCUCCAGAGUUAGACUUGGGAAAGAAGGUUAGCACUCCUCAAGACUUAAUGAUGGAGGAGUUGUCCCUGUCCGUAAACAGGGGGUCGAGGCUGUAUCAACAAAGACAGAAGAGAGUGCAGCGUUUUGUGCUGGAGAAUCCUACAGGCUACAGAGCUGCCUCCUGCAUGGCAAGUGGAGGCUCACACCCAGAAUACAAUGGAGUGGAAACAACCAAAGGAUGGAGGUUGCCUUUAUAA